Messenger RNA from Anoplopoma fimbria (sablefish), 1960 nucleotides. It is a transcript of the gene cplx2a, whose product is annotated as complexin 2a. Gene Ontology annotation, cellular component: SNARE complex; terminal bouton. The record is from RefSeq and is a predicted model, not a curated record. Gene Ontology annotation, biological process: regulation of neurotransmitter secretion; synaptic vesicle exocytosis; neurotransmitter transport. The transcript is spliced from 3 exons. NCBI's taxonomy places the organism in Eukaryota, Metazoa, Chordata, Actinopteri, Perciformes, Anoplopomatidae. Bases 46 to 447 code for a protein of 133 amino acids. Gene Ontology annotation, molecular function: syntaxin binding.
UGAUAACCUGACCACUGAAGGAAGAGAACACACAACUGCUUCAUCAUGAAUUUUGUAAUGAAAGCUGCGAUGGGAGGAGGUCCUCCUGAUGUGGGCAAGAUGCUGGGUGGGGAGGAGAAGGAGGAGGACCCCGACGCAGCCAAGAAAGAGGAGGAAAGACAGGAGGCGCUGAGGCAGCAGGAGGAGGAGAGGAAGGGCAAAUAUGCCAAGAUGGAGGCUGAGAGGGAAAGCAUGAGGCAAGGCAUCAGAGACAAGUAUGGCUUGAAAAAGCGCGAGGAGGCCGAGGCCGAGGCAGCAGCCGCUGCAGAGGAGCCUGCAGAGGGCAGCUUGACUCGACCUAAGAAGCUCGUGCCGGCCGGCUGCGGCGACGAGGAGGAGGAGGAGAGCAUCAUGGACACAGUGAUGAAAUACCUGCCAGGCCCGCUGCAAGACAUGCUGAAGAAGUAGAAUAGCUUGUUAGCUAAUGCUAACGUUAUCUAGCUUAGUUCAAAGGCUACAUUCACAAAGUUGGCUUAGAUCUCCAAGGUUGUUUUUUUCCCCACCCACAUGACAGAUGUGAACAUUGCUUUGUAAGUAAUGUUUCAUAACAGGAAGUUUAAUCUGGCGUGUUGUUUUGGUGUUUGAACCAGUUUUAUGGGGGGGGGAUGAAUCAGAUGUGAAGCAGCAGUGUGAAUGGCAGCCAUUAGACUAAGCUAGGCCAACCCAACGGCCAGGUGAACGUUAGCUAUGUUACACUAAUGGCGCUAACAGCAAGCAGAGGGGCUAAAAACACAAUGUUAGAUGGUUUAGCCUUCUAGUCCGAUACCUUUUAAACUCCCUUUUCUCUCUUCUGCAGAGCUCUUUCGCAGCACUGAAAAAUAAUCCCCUUUGUCCACCACGCUGUUCACUCAAUUUGUACAUAAAUAAAUUAAUACAUUACAAGCCUGAAGGUGGGCAAACAAUCAUAAUAAUAGUAUAUGAAAUUAUUAUAUUAACUGUGUGUCUGUCUCUAAAGUAAAAAAAAAAAAGAUGUGAUAACUUGAUAAGCCAUAUUUUAAAAAGGAAAUUUAAAACUACUGUUGUGUGCUCCUAAAGCUACUGUUUUGUGUUGGACCAUGUCUAAAACUUAUGUAAAACUUUUUGCACACAGUGUUACACAUGUCUGUCAGAUCUAUUGUCUAUCUCCCCUACACAUAAGUGUAAUAACAUUCAUGUAGUGUUGUGUUUAAAAAAAAAAAGUUUGUAUUCCCCUUGUUCAGUGCGUCUUGCAUGCCAUUUGUCUCGACACGUUUGUUGUGUGAAUAUCUACAAACUCAAUCCUCCCCGCCCCCUUUUAUCCUCUUCUUUGUCAUGCAAAAAAUAUUAAGGCAAUAACUCCUAAGUUUGAGUGUGUUUUCACUUCCAUGCAGAUAUAAUCGUUAAUAAUAUCAGUAAUGAAAAAAAAAUGAUAUGUAAGCAUUCAGGAAAUUUCAUUUACAGGUUUGCAGGGUUUUCUUUUUAGUUGUCGUAUUGUUUUUUGAUGAAGAAUGACCGUGUAGCCGUCCAUACAACAGCCAAAACCUUAAGCUUUCAGCCAUAAAACCAGAACUUACAAUAUAUAUAUACUAUUACUAUCAGGAUCUACAACAGAGAGAGAACACUGAAUGAAUCUGUAUGAAUAAAGAGGAAACAUGAGUUUUGUAAUAAGCAGUGUAAACUUCAAGGUGGACUACAAGUCUGGAUUUUGCAUCAUGUGAAGAAAGACACCACCCUCUCUCAAUACUCACACACACACACACACACACACAUACACACUUGAGCUUGGUUACUGGCUCAGUUACACAGAACAACCGGACAGGAAGUGAUGCUUGAUUGAGUUCUUAUUGUUGGUUUAAAAGUGAGAAUGAGCCGCUGAGCACGGCCUGGAAUGCCAUUGAGCAAUAAAGGAUUAUCAUGUAUGUUUCUGCCUGAGAUUCAAUAAAAACUUAAAACCUUGUUCACA